Molecule: messenger RNA, 1864 nt
Organism: Cicer arietinum (chickpea)
Lineage: Eukaryota; Viridiplantae; Streptophyta; Magnoliopsida; Fabales; Fabaceae
Product: transcription factor UNE12-like
Biological process (GO): regulation of transcription by RNA polymerase II
Cellular component (GO): nucleus
Molecular function (GO): protein dimerization activity; RNA polymerase II cis-regulatory region sequence-specific DNA binding; DNA-binding transcription factor activity, RNA polymerase II-specific
Source: RefSeq, a predicted model, not a curated record
AUGAGUCUGAACUCUCAAAACACUGAAGUGAGAAAGUGAUGACUGAGUAGAAAAAAAGCAGAGCAACAUCAACACACAAACCAUUUAAUUAACCAAACAAACCCCAAAACUCGCAAGACUUUAAUUUCUCUUCUCCACUUCAUGUAGAAUAUCAUAAACCACUUACCAAUUAACUCCUCGACUCGUUUUCCAAACUCACCCGAGUUCAAACCGAGUCAUGUCGAAUCACCCUUCCGAAACCCCCGCCGACGAUUUCCUUGAGCAAAUUCUCGGCCUCCCAAAUUUCACUUCUACCGACGGAACCGACGCUUCUUCCUUAGCUGCUCCGAUGAUGCUGCAGCUCAACUCCGGCGACGCAGCUAACCACCUUGCUGCCGGAACAGGCUUUCAUACACCGGUCUAUCAUUUGGGCCUGAGCUUGGACCAGGGGAAAGGAGGGUUCUUGAAGCCCGAUGAUGCUUCUGGGAGUGGCAAACGCUUCCGUGAGGAUGUUGUUGAUACCAGACCUAAGAUGAAUACUUUUCAUGGGCAACCCAUGCCUACUACGGUUCCUACUGCUCCACAUCCACCGGCAAUGCGUCCUAGAGUGCGGGCAAGAAGAGGACAGGCGACCGAUCCACACAGCAUCGCUGAAAGGUUGCGCAGAGAAAGAAUAGCUGAAAGAAUCAGGGCUUUGCAAGAACUUGUUCCUAGUGUCAACAAGACAGAUCGAGCUGCCAUGCUGGAUGAAAUCGUUGAUUAUGUCAAAUUCUUAAGGCUUCAAGUGAAGGUUUUGAGCAUGAGUAGAUUGGGUGGAGCUGGUGCAGUGGCGCCACUGGUAACUGACAUACCAUUAUCGUCAGUCGAGGAAGAAGGAAGUGAUAGUGGAAGAAACCAACCAGCUUGGGAGAAGUGGUCUAAUGAUGGCACUGAAAAGCAAGUAGCUAAGCUCAUGGAAGAAAAUGUUGGGGCUGCCAUGCAGUUCCUUCAAUCGAAGGCACUCUGCAUUAUGCCCAUCUCACUGGCAUCAGCAAUAUACCAAUCACAACCUUCAGACUCCUCCAGUAUAGUAAAGCCUGAAACCACUCCUCCGUAGACAUGCUUCCAGUAAUUCAUGGUGCACCAUCUAGUGGUCCCAUUGAGAGCUCACCUACUACUUAUGGGACCCACAAGUUAUUUGUCUGCUCCUAAGUUUUAGUCAUUGAUUUGCAUUCAAAUAGGAUGCCAUAGUCCUUUCUUUUUUGCCGUUUUUUCAUCUUAUGUCAAUACAGGGUUCAGUGUCAAUACCUAUAAAAUUCAAGUCUAUCCUAUCUUGUCUUUGGCAAAUUUCUUGUAAAGGGAAAAUAAUUUGUCAAAGUUCAUUUGAUAUGCUCUUCUUUUUUGUAUCAAAAGGAUGGAGGUUAGUGGAACAUGAUUAGAUAGUGGAGUUUAGUUUUUGUAGUGGGUUGUGGGACCUUGUAAAAGGUUAGGGUGGUAUCCAUAAUUUUAUUAUCAGUGAUGUAACUCUAGAGGAUUUGAAAUGCGGAGGUGCAAUGGAUAAUGGUUGCUUUAAGAAUGGUGGUGUGGCAAGUCCAGCAGAAAAUGAUGGUGCUUUUUGUUUAUUCAAAAAGUAAAUUAGACUUCUUUUUAUAAUGGAAGGAGAGACGGAGUGAGAAGUAAUGUGCUCUCCUAACAAUUCAUAUCAAUCAAUAACCUAAAACCUAAUUCCUAGGGACGAAAAAUGUUCUCAAGGAGAGAUGGAGUGAUAAGUAAUGUUCUCAACUCUUGUGUGCAAUAUAGAUAUGAACGAAAAGAGUAUGUUUUUAAUAAAAACUGUCAGAAUUAUGUGGCUUGUUUGCUGAAUAUUGGAUUCGAUUGGGGGAGUGAUUUUUAUUACUUGUUUCCA